Messenger RNA from Pocillopora meandrina, 891 nucleotides. Lineage: Eukaryota; Metazoa; Cnidaria; Anthozoa; Scleractinia; Pocilloporidae. The record is from the annotation of a GenBank genome assembly.
AUGGAGAAUUCUACAGUUCAAGCGGAGAAAAAGAGAGGUAACAAUGCCAUCAAUAGUUUGGAUGAUUUUGAGAUAAAUUUCUUGGAUGAUGAUUCUGAUGGAGAAAAAGAAGAAGUGGAUGAUAGAGUAUUGACUUCAAAGAAAGAUCUCUCAGACACCGCUUCUGUAACGUCGAAUUCAUUAUUAAGAGCUACCAUCUGUGAGCUGGAGCGAGCGUUGACGGACACGAGAAGGCUUCUAUUAGUACGAGACAAAGAGAGCGCUACUUUACGUCAAGAAUUAGAAAAAGCACGCAAAGAUCUUCACAGAGAGCAACAGUUAAGAAAAAAGCUUGAACGAGAGAGCGAAUCGAAGGAAGAGAAAUGCCGUAAGGACAAAAAAGAGAAAUCAAAAUUAACAGAGGAGAUCAAAGAACUAAAAGAGAAGCUGCGAGAAUUUGAAAAUCCGCAGCAAAGCAGCGAUCCAGAGGAGAUUGUACCUUGCUGUUCUUCUAUGCACGAGUUAGUUGAGCUGCAGCGUAAAUUGAAAGAAACUGAACAGCAGUUAGCAGAUUUUAAGGUAAACAACCAAUUACUGGGCAGCGAGCAAAAAAUUUUGGCCACGAUGCCACAGUUACCGAACGGAAGUGCAUCACCUAAGAAUCACAAACAGACUCAGAGAGAAAUGCAGACGCAGCUUAAAUUGAAAUUUCUACGAGAUGCUUUCUUCUACUAUAUGAUCGACUUCCACGCAGAUGAGCAGAUGAGGGCCAUUUUAGCAAUUCUAGAUUACGAAGACAGACGACAUGAUAUCAUCAUUGAAUCGCAUAAAAUGAAGAGACAGGGCAAAAAAUUCACUGUGACUGAGGUUUCUAGUAGGUCACUGACAUUUGUGCAAGAGGAGAAACUUUAA